AUGUCCGCUGACCAUCCAACAACAUCAGAAACGGCACGUCUGAAUGCCUUCCUCGCGGACUGCCUGUCUGUUGGUAGCUUAAAGGGUUUCAAACAUUUUGAGUUGUACUUGAGGGGACGCGAAGAACUCUUACUUCGUAUAUACAAUGUUGGUAAGCCCACUAUUCCAGCAUGUGAGACAAGUCGGAGAAAUUACAAUUCCUUAUCGUUGGCGAAGUUGCAGAGCAAGGCAUUAUUCUCUCCGAGGACGCGGCAAUUCUUAAACAAUGGCAUAUACGCAAAUGAAAAUGGUGCCUUGUCACUUCCUAGCCCAUUGGACAAGGAUUUGGAAAAGGAUGAGUCUAAAACAGUUUUCCUGAUUGCUGGCUAUGCCCGAUAUAAGUGUCCUUACGUUUGGCUUCGUUCAAACCAUAAAAGUCUAAUUCAAAUACAAGAUAACCAACAACUUGAAACCGAUAGUCCACUUAAACUCGAUACGAUAGCUGCAUGGAAAACGCAAGGUAUCAAGAGAUGGUUCAUUUUCGAUGUCAAGAAUCAAUUAGCUAACAGAUACGCUCGUGUCCUGGUGUAUGUAGACAUCAUAUUAUGGAACAUAAUGGCCGAAAUCAUAACUUUAUCGCUUUCACCACCGCCAACUAAUCCAUUCGAAAUCGACCAUUCGUAUUAUGAUACACUUCCUGUGGAAGAAUGUGCUGUUAGUACUGGAGCUAUGGUUGAUUUUUUGCAAAAAGUAUAUCUAAAGGACGUUGAAUACGCUGAAAAAGGUGAAUUAAAAACUGAGCAACAACACUUGCAUUCAACUUUUUUGAAGAUAUUAAAAUACUAUUACAACGGCACUUCGCAUCAUUUGAAGAAAUCAAUGAAGCUCUAA
Molecule: messenger RNA, 870 nt
Organism: Paraglomus occultum
Lineage: Eukaryota; Fungi; Glomeromycota; Glomeromycetes; Paraglomerales; Paraglomeraceae
Source: the annotation of a GenBank genome assembly